AUGGCCUCCAACACCACCAUCGACUUUCACCACCCCUACACACCCUACGAUGUCCAGCUCAACUUCAUGCGCACAGUCUACGACGUCCUCGAAAGGGGCAACGGACAAGUUGGCAUCCUCGAAAGCCCAACCGGCACGGGAAAAUCCCUCUCCCUCAUCUGCGCCACCCUCACCUGGCUGCGCGCCCACAAGCGCGCCCGCUACGAGGCCUCCUUCGACGCCACCGCCGCCGGCAUGCGCGACGAGCCCGAGUGGAUGGUGCAGGCCCGCGCUGCGGCGCAAGCGCGAGGAACUGGGGCGGCGGUGGGAGGAGCGCGAGAGGGCGAUGGAGAGGGUGAGGGUGAGGGAACUGGACUGACGCAGUUCAUCUCAGAAUUGCGUCGUCCGGCAUUUCCUCCCUCAAUACCCACCGAGAUGUUGUCCUCGAAUGAGAAGGAUGAGGAGCAACCGACCACAGAAACAGUCAAACAACUUCCGCUAUCCUCCAGGCAGAAGCUGUGCAUUAACCCCUCAGUCGUGCGACUCGGCUCAUUAUCCGCCAUCAAUGACCGAUGUACGGAGUUGCAGCAGUCAAAAACCAAAGACAAAUGCUCCUUCAUGCCCAACACGGAAAAUCUAAAGCAGGCCCAUGACUUCCGGGAUGCAGCUCUGGCGACCGUCCCAGACAUCGAAGACUUGCACAGAAUUGGCAAAGAGUUGCAGGUCUGCCCCUAUUAUGCCUCGCGGACUGCUAUUCCAGGGGCUGAAGUGAUCACACUACCCUAUCCGCUGCUUCUUCAAAAGAACGCAAGAGAUGCGCUUGGAAUCAAGUUGGAGGGAAAUGUUGUCAUCAUCGAUGAAGCUCACAAUGUUAUGGAUGCCGUUGCAAACGUCUAUGCCGCUGAAAUCUGCUUGAGCGAGCUUAGGCGGGCGAGGCAGAUGUUGAGUAUCUAUGUCAAGCGGUUCGGGAAGAAGCUAAAAGGAGAGAACCGUGUUAUGAUUGCGCAGGUGGGCAAGGUCGUUGAGUCACUGAGUGCGUGCUUAAACGAACAACUCAACAUCAAGGGCGACCAAGGUAUCGUCGACCCGAACACGGUUUUGAAGGCCCGUGGCGCAGACCAGAUAAACUUAUACCAACUCAUUAAGUACAUUCAAGACUCCAAGUUGGCAUACAAAAUCGAGAGUUAUGUCAGUCACGCGGAAAAUCAAGAGGAAUCCUCGUCCUCAGCCCACGGGAAACCCUCGCCAUCAACACCCGUUCUCCAUACUCUUGUUUCUUUCCUCACUGCACUAACAAACCUAAGCUCCGAAGGCCGGAUAUUUUCAGAAAAGCUUGCCACCACACCGCCAGACAUCAAACUUUCGUACCUCCUUUUAUCGCCCACGAACGCCUUUUCAUCCAUCGCAUCGUCCGCUAGGGCUGUCAUCCUAGCAGGCGGAACGAUGUCACCGUUCGAGGAUUACAAAGCUCACCUCUUUCCGAGUUUCCCAACGGACAAGAUUACGACGCUAAGCUGCGGGCACGUUAUUCCAUCUUCUAACCUAUUCGGCUGGACACUCGCUUCAACAACCCCCACCACGCCGGGCACAACCAACGCGGAUUCAUUUGAAUUCAGUUUCCAGAAACGACGAGAACCGGGCAUGAUUCGCCAACUUGGCCUCGCGCUCCUCAACAUCUGCUCCGUGGUCCCUGACGGCGUGGUCGUCUUCUUCCCCAGCCACGGAUACCUCGACGAGGUCGUCGCCGCUUGGCAGACACAAGAAACACCCACCCAACCACCACUCUGGGACCGCCUCGCCGGCAAGAAGGCCGUCUUCCGGGAAACCAAAGGCGGCGUCAGCGAGGACGUGCUGCAGCAGUACAGCGACGCCAUCUUGUUCCCCGCAGCAGCAGCAGCACCACCAUCACUUGGGGGAUCCCAGCAGGCUGCAACCAAACCACGGCGCCCGGGCGGCGCGCUGCUCCUCAGUGUCGUCGGCGGCAAGCUGUCCGAGGGUAUCAACUUCUCGGACCGCCUCGGCCGGUGCGUGGUGGUCGUGGGCCUGCCGUACGCCAAUAUCAACUCGCCGGAUUGGAAGGCGCGGCUGGAGUACAUCGAGGCGACGGAGAUGGAGCGCUUGAUGGAGGGUGAGGGAAAGGGGAAGGGGGAGGGUGGUGUUGGCGGCGCCCCGCCGCGUGGGGAAGCAGAGGCCCGGGCUUUGGCCAAGCAGGCCGCGAGGGACUUCUACGAGAACGCGUGUAUGAGGGCGGUGAACCAGAGUAUUGGGCGGGCGAUACGGCACCGCGCGGACUAUGCGGCUGUGGUGCUGGUUGACCGGCGGUUUGCGACGGAGAGGAUCAAAGGGAAGCUGCCGGGUUGGAUUAGGGCGGGGAUGGAGGAGGGCGCUGGGGGGUUGCCGGGGCUGUUGGGGGGGUUGGACGCGAGCGAGACUACCUACUUGGGAGGUGUGUUAGCAUGUCAUCCAAUGGCAACCCUGUAUCUCACCCCAAGCAAGCGCCGCUCGCGGAAGGCGGCCAGUCUGUGCGGCUUUUCGUUUCCAGUUACGGUGGGUGGAGACACGGAAGACGGAUGGACGGCUGGGGACGGGUCGGGAUCAGCAUGGAAGCUUUCUAGAACUUCAGGUGCCGGAGAAGAUCGGAGAUACAGUGCCGUUGUCGAGAGAGAGUCGUCGUCCAUUGUCCAGUUGGAAUCGCGGUCUCCCCCCAUUCUACUGCAAGCCGUUCUCCUCCUCCGGCCAUCCCCGACAGCAUCAACUUCUCCCCACCUCCCCGAUGCCAAGCGAUCCCGGUUUGCUGCGGAUGGUGGAUCGGUCGAGCCAGUCAUCGCCGGCGCAAUGACGAGUUGGACCAGGGACAUGACCCGCCAAGAAGUCGUACCGAAGGAAUCCUGGGGAAGCCCCCUUGGCAACCCGAACCUGACGAGUCUAGCUCUGCGGAGACACCCUCCCGAGAUCACAUGA
This is a messenger RNA of Chaetomium globosum CBS 148.51, 2940 nucleotides long. RefSeq lists its product as uncharacterized. The transcript has 8 exons. Lineage: Eukaryota; Fungi; Ascomycota; Sordariomycetes; Sordariales; Chaetomiaceae. Gene Ontology annotation, biological process: establishment of sister chromatid cohesion; nucleobase-containing compound metabolic process. Gene Ontology annotation, cellular component: nucleus. Gene Ontology annotation, molecular function: DNA binding; DNA helicase activity; ATP binding. The coding region runs from base 1 to 2940 and encodes 979 amino acids. The record is from RefSeq and is a predicted model, not a curated record.